Molecule: messenger RNA, 2718 nt
Organism: Chlamydomonas reinhardtii
Lineage: Eukaryota; Viridiplantae; Chlorophyta; Chlorophyceae; Chlamydomonadales; Chlamydomonadaceae
Exons: 4
Coding region: 345-2180 (611 amino acids)
Source: RefSeq, a predicted model, not a curated record
AUUGUACUUAGUGGGCGGGACUUGGGACGCGUGAUACUUAGCUUGUCUGCUGCACGCCGCCUCUCUUGUCGCCGUUGCCAUUCACAUGCCCGUGACACUUCCUCGCUGCCGCCCUAUGCCCAUGCUUCCACUUUCGCCUAUAGGUGAGCUCGACUACGACCAGCGGGCGGGAAUCUGGGAAUUAGGCGUGCUGGGUAAACGUUGUUUAGCGCGCCCAGGGUGCGGAGCAUGGACGCAUGCAGGUGCAACGCGGGGUCAGGCCGAAUGGUCGCCCGUGGGGUUCCAGGCUUAUCGCGGGUAAGUAUGACUACCUGGGUCACGACAGUCACGCGACGCUCGGUAAAAUGGAACAGAUAUGCGGCCUUAAGGUGGUCACAGCGGCCACUGCCCUCAGCGUGCCGUUCAGCAGUGACCCCACACGGCUGCGGCUGGACUGGACAGCCCGCAUGCGAGAGGCCAGGCGCCGCCUGCGGCGUGUCGCCCACCUGCGACUCUCCGUCUUUGGCCGCGCCAGUGCAGCCUCAGCCUACUGCACCUCCAUGGUGACAUGGCACAUGGAACACAGCGGGUUGCCCGACGACAUAGCCCAGGAACUGGAGCGAUUGGUGGCGCGGGUGGUCGACCGCCGACUGGCCCCGGACUCGACCGAGAAGCGCCUUACGGGCAUCCCGACGGAGCUGCUUUAUGGCCACCCCACCACUGGCGGCUUCGGCGCACUGCCUAUCCGGCAGCACGUGCGUGGCCGGCAUGCGACAUGGGCCGCACGCCUGGCCGCCCAUGACGACAUCCCGGCCGCCCCGCAGCGCCAGCCGUGGUGUGUCGCCUAUGACGUCUACCUCCGCGCGCACCACCCAUCCCUGCGCCCCAGUAGCACGCUGACGGCAGUACCGGUGGCGGAGGGCGCCGGCGACAUCAUCCCCAGCCACCCGCUCCCCGAGGAUACCGAGCGCACGAUUUCAGCGCUGGGGUGGCUGCCGCCGGUGCAAGCACUGACUGAGGCACCGGAGCCUGGUGCAUGGUGCUUCACGGCGCCGCUGUGGGGCAACCCGCUCCUCACCCCGUCCCCCGCGGCGGCCAACGGCGAGCAGGAGGAGGAGGAUAGCGGCAGCGAUGGCGAAACAGCUGUGGAGCCCGUUCCGGCAGGAGUAGCGCGGCGCACGCGAGGGCGUGGUCUCGACUACCGCCAUAGGACGCUGCAAGCCUGCGCGCGUCUGGUGACCAUCGGUGACUUAGUGCGAGCCCACGCUGCACGACCACCUGCGGCGGCUGCAGUCGACUGGAAGGGCCUUGUCGGCGACAUCCCGCCAUCAUGGUGGAGUGCAGCGCAGGCUCACGCCGCACAGCUGGCGAGCCCCGGCCCAGCGCCUGUCCCGGCGCCGUCCACCAGUGAGGUCAUCCGCACCACCAUCAUGCCGCGCAUGGGCUGGAAGCUCUCUGGCUCUGAGACCCUCAAAGUCCCCCUAGCGAAGCUGUCCGUCCGCAUGGCCACAUCCAUGCAGCUGGACGAUGUGGCCACACGGCGGGCGGACCUACACGAGGAUUAUGAGUGCGCGGUACAGGGCCUGCCGCCGCGCGCUGUGGUGCGGCGGGAGGACCUGCCAGCAGCUGCGGCUGCAACGCUUGGCGCCAUUAGGGACACCCUGGCGCGCCUUUGGCAGGAGCACUACCUCUGGGAUUGCGCGGUGGCGAAGGCCGUGGUGGCGCAGAUCAACGCACACAACCCCGGUCCGGCUCCCAUCAGCCAAGCCCAGCUGUGGCUGGUCCAGGCGCCGCCGGGUUCUCAGCAGUGUGUUUGGGACGUGGUGGUGAUGGCGGCGCUGGCCGCCACAGAACAUGGCCGGGUGCGGCUGCGCGGGAUGACGCGCGCCGCAGCGGCCCUGGGAAUUCAGACGGCGGCGGCAGCAGCUCCCGAGGCUGCGGUGGCAGGUGCAGUGGAGGCGGAACCCGAUCUUGACGAGAUCCCGCCCACACAGCUGACGCCGCCGCAGCCAGGCGUCCACCCCGUCGAGCUUGCGCGCGCUGGCGCAGUCGCGGACUUCUGGUCGCGGCUGAUGCAGUUCGCGCAGCUCGGCGUGCCCCAAAAGGGCUGGGAUGGUAUUGACGCCACUCACCUCAUCCUGGCGGUGGUGAACGGCGAAAUGCUGUGCGCGUUGCCGCAAGCUAUGGAGCUGGAGGCUUGAAAGGGAUCAGCCCUUAGGAGAAGCGCGUGAGCACUAGGCUUAUCGCGGGUAAGUAUGACUACAGGCUUAUCGCGGGUAUCGCGGGUAUGACUCUGCUGGCCCCUACCUGCUGUGGGCUUGUGGCUACGAAUUUGAGCUUUUCGUGCCUUGUGCGGCGGCGUAUGUGAUGGCGGCGGCGCAGGGCCUGGCAGCUGCGGCGGCAGUGCAGGGCCCAGCGGCGGCGCAGGACCUGGCGGCAGCGGCGGCAGCGGCCCUGGGCCCAGCAGUGGCGGCGUGCAUGUGCGUAGCGGAGGGGGCGAACAAGUAAGGUCAUGUGGAAGAGGAGAGCGUGGCGCCGCCUGAGAAGCGGCGCCGGCGCGCAGGUUGAGACCUGUCUGUGGCUGGUCUGCGGUCUCUGCUGGCGAGCAUAGCGGGGCUAACUUCAUCACUUUUCCAUGGCCGACUACGAGUCCAUGUCCGCCUUGCCCAGGUCAUCACGUGUGCGGGGACUUCGUCGUGCCUUGUGCCUUCGUGAGCCCGGGUACCUCCAGCCACGUCC